Closterium sp. NIES-65 is the source of this 1644-nucleotide messenger RNA. Lineage: Eukaryota; Viridiplantae; Streptophyta; Zygnematophyceae; Desmidiales; Closteriaceae. The record is from the annotation of a GenBank genome assembly.
AUGCCAACCAUCUGCAAGCCUCUCGUUGGCGUGGCUUCCACGUCUCCCUUAACGCCCUCCGCGAUAGCGCGCGCGCUUGCUCCGCGGGUCCUUUACCCGCGAACCCCUACCACCAUUGCCGGCGCUGUCACCGCCGCUGCCAACGCCCUCGCGUUAUCAUCUAACAGAGGAAACCAGUUCAUAUCCAACAAAUCAUCCCAGUGCGCACUACAAGCUGACUACACCUUCCCGUGUCUCUCUUUUCUUCAAACCGGAUACCGUCACUUCCGAUCGCGUCGCGCGUGCGCCGUAGCGCCAGAAGCUACUGCGCACUCUUCGCGUCCCUCCUCCCCUGCUGCAGCCAUGGCACCCCCGACAAUCAUCUCCGACGCCCGUCCCCCCGAAGGAGUUAACCUAUCAGACGAAAUUCCCGCGACCGUGCCGCCACACUCAGCAAAUGCCGAACCAAUCGUUUGCGACCAACCCCAGGAUUCAAGUCCGGGGACCUCUGCGCCGUUCAAGAAACAGCGCGUCGCUGGCGCCGCGUCUGAUGCGCCAGACGGCGGCGGCCCCGUCCCCGCGGGUGCAGACGGCCCCAACGCAACGGCCGCUGCAACAUCCGCCGCAGCUGCAGCCGCCCCCGCUGCGGCAGUGAGUACACCAGCCGGUGUACCAACCUCCGCACCAGCCGCAGCCAUCCCCGCGUACGUGCCGCCGCCGCACGUGGAGGCGGCGUGGGCGCACUUCCGGCGGCUGGGGUCUCCGCGGCUGCUGGUGGCGCCGAUGGUGGACCAAUCGGAGCUGCCGUUCCGCCGACUCUGCGCCAAGUACGGCGCGCAGGGCGCGUACACGCCGAUGUUCCACAGCCGUCUGUUCGUGGAGGAUCACAAGUACCGGCGGGAAUUCACCACGUGCUCGGAGGAUCGCCCUCUCUUCGUGCAGUUCUGCGCCAACAACCCCGACACUCUAGUGAAGGCCGCAUCUCUCGUCGCGGCAGAUUGUGACUAUGUCGAUAUUAACUUCGGCUGCCCGCAGCGCAUCGCGCGUCGCGGCCGCUACGGCGCGUUCCUCAUGGACGACCUCCCGCUAGUCGAGUCCCUCGUCUCCGCGCUCUCCGCCGCGCGCCUCCCCGCGCCCGUCUCCUGCAAGAUCCGCAUCUUCCCGGACCUCGCGCGCACCAUCGCGUACGCGCGCAUGCUGGAGGCCGCGGGGUGCUACCUGCUCGCCGUGCACGGGCGCACGCGCGAGCAGAAGGACGGGAAGAAGGUGCGCGCGGAUUGGGAGAUGAUCCGGCGCGUGAAGGAGUCGGUGUCAAUUCCGGUGAUUGCGAAUGGGAAUAUUAGGGAUCUGGCGGACGUGGUAGAGUGUUUGGAAGCGACAGGGUGUGAUGGGGUGCUCAGUGCUGAGAGCUUGCUGGAGAAUCCAGCGUUGUUUGGAGGAGAGAAACUCAAUAAGGAGUACAAGCUGACUGUGCCGUGGCUACUGGAUCUGGUGGGGCAGCUGAGGGCAUGUGAGAAAGGAGAAGUAGGGGCAGAGAGAGCAGGGGCCGGGGCUGCUGCUGGUGGCAUUGAUGCUGUUGCUGGAGAUGUUGCAGGGGCUCCUGGUAAUUGUGCACCAGAUGCAAGCCAUGCGAAUGGACGGGCAGUAGCUGUGGCAGGGCUUUAA